Messenger RNA from Lithohypha guttulata, 2748 nucleotides. RefSeq names its product pH-response regulator protein palH/rim21 (gene RIM21). The record is from RefSeq and is a predicted model, not a curated record. Gene Ontology annotation, biological process: cellular response to pH. Gene Ontology annotation, cellular component: plasma membrane. Bases 1 to 2748 code for a protein of 915 amino acids. Lineage: Eukaryota; Fungi; Ascomycota; Eurotiomycetes; Chaetothyriales; Trichomeriaceae. The transcript is spliced from 2 exons.
AUGGUUAAGGUUAUCGCGAAAACCUUGGCUCUGGGCCCCGCGAAUCCGGAAGCGAAACUCAGCCUGGAGCUUCCACAAGCGAGACGAGCCUAUGAUGCUGCGCAAAGGGCAGCAUUACCAACCACAUCGAUCAGGACGACAAUACGUUGCAACCAACAGGAUAUGAUCCGCAAUGGCCUGGUCAUACGACAAAUCUCAGCGAGUCCGACACCAACCACACCAAUAACAGCUACCAAUGCCGCAGCAACCUUUUCCUCCGAUGCUGUAUCAUCCUUGUGUACCAUUGCACUUCCUAGUGGCGGCAUCCUUUCCUUCAACGAUACCUACACCUACGUGCUUGACGAUGGCAUCAUUUUUGAGGCCGCCUGCGACAGCGAAGCCUUUAACCAUGUGAAGAAUGGAAAUAGUACUGUGGUCCAUUCCAAUGAUCCAUUUUAUGCCUCUGUCGCGCCGAACAUUUACGCUCUAGCGACUGCGACAGUGAUUAGCUACAUACUGGUGAUUCUCAUAUUCAUCACCCCGAGAACUUUCUACGUUGGCGGACCAGGUGGUGGUGCCAGCUUUUUAGGGCUGAGGAGUCUGGUGCCUGGAUCGGGUAGCUCCUCAGUCAUAGGAGUUGGAAGAAGACCACUACUGCAGAAAGUGGCUGCCAUAACUGUUGCGAUAUCGCUGACCAUUGCGACGGCUGAUACGUUCCGUGUUGCAGAAAGACAAUAUAAUGAUGGACUUAUGGAUUCGCAGCACCUGGUGGACGAUGUGAUUGGAAGUGUCGAGAUUCGCGUGGUUCGAGUCAUAUCUGACACGUUUCUCUGGCUGGCGCAGGUUCAGACUCUGAUUCGCUUGUUUCCACGGCACAAAGAGAAGGUUACAAUCAAAUGGCUUGGCUUUGCCAUGGUCACCUGCGACACAGUCUUCAGUAUCCUUGAAAAUUUUGUCAGUCAAACCACGCUCACAAGGCCAAGGAGUUUUCAAGACGCGAUACCUGCACUGAGCUAUCUUUUCCAGAUGGCCAUCUCGCUGAUUUACGCGUCAUGUGUUAUUUACUACUCGUUGUCCAAGAGGCGUUUUGCCUUCUGGCAUCCGAAGAUGAAGAAUAUCCUGCUGGUUGCAAUUUUGAGUUUAGCGUCGGUGUUGAUACCUGUAGUCUUUUUUGUUUUGGAUGUCUCUCAACCUAGUAUUGCAACAUGGGGUGAGUACAUCCGUUGGGUCGGCGCUGCUGCGGCAAGUGUGGUGGUCUGGGAAUGGGUUGAGAGGAUAGAGGCUUUAGAAAGAGACGAGAUGAAGGAUGGCAUCUUGGGACGAGAGAUAUUCGAUGGUGAUGAAAUGCUCGACAUGGGCUCUGAAGGAAGAAGUAGUAAUACAUCGCGUUAUUUCGGAUUCGGAAAGAGAAGCAGCUGGAACGGCAAUGAUGAGAAGAAGGUAUCUAUGAUGCCGAUUCCAGCCGUGAGACCGAGGUUUCAUUUUCGAAAGAACAAAGGUGCGAAUGAGAAGAUGGAUCGUCGCAAAUCUCACAAGCCUGACGGACCAACUACAAAUGGGGACAUGGCAGGGCCUCCGCAAACGACUACGCCUGUAAGCAGGAGCGACACCACAAGUGCUGCAAGUACAGUUUAUGCAGUCCGCUAUCAGAACGUUUCUAGUCCACCUCCAGCUAUACCGGAAGCUGCAGCACACAGAUCGCGUCAAGCUUCUGUGCAGAUCAAUGGGCAGAUAGCGCCACUUGAAACAACUGAAAGCUCAACACACGCCAACAAACCCAUACAGACGGCUAAUCUGCCUGAGAGCCAACCUGAAGAAGCUCGAAGAAAAGACGAUGCUUCGCGUCGACAGGUUUGGCAGGCAGUCCCAAAUCCCUUCAAGCGUAAACGCACCGAGCCUCCUGCUGAAGUUGCCGCACAAAUGGCCGCCUCGAAUGUGCGACGCUCUCCCGCUCAAACAUACCAUAAUCUGCGUGACAGGCUUGGUGCUUUUACUGUUGCCCAACGCAGUCGUCUUGCUGGACGAGCACGAACUGGUCCAAGCCCACCAAUCCCGGUGACAGUCAUUCCUGCCCAGCCAAGGCCAUCACGUGUCACGAACACAAUCUUCGAGGAAAGUGCACAGAAUAGUAGACAGCCAAGUAUGACACCGAGUCGCGAUCGAAGGAGCUCGAGAAGAGGGAGCCUAGCAGUCACGGUCAUUCCAGCGCCAAUACGUGGAGCAAGGACCUGGAGUCCGGAUGAUAUGAAAGACACUCAGCACGAACCUGCUACUCCGACGCCACCUCCACAAGCUCACGCUCAACCAGGAAAUGCUACAACUGACGCCACCAGUCAUGCUCAUGUUGAUGAUACCCCUCUCCAUUCUGAUCAGUUUCACGCGACUUCACCAGCGGACGAAGUUACAACGGUGCGAGGCGCAUUAAUGAUCUCAGAGUCACCUGUUCGAGUCAGAGAAUUCGACAACAGGAACGCCACCUCGACGAACUGGUCUAGCGCACGCUUCCGAGCCACGACGAUCAAUUCUCUGGAUGAUAGGCUGAGUAGUGUCAGUCCUGGCUCGGCCGCGAGGUCUAACGGUGGAAAUGGAAUCGAAAUUGAGAGCCAGGCAAUGCCACAAGAGAAUACGAAUGCAGAAGAGUCCUUGGCCACUGAGAAGGCAGGCGGAAAUGUCAAUAGCACUGACAAAACCAUUAUAGAAGACGAGGGGAAAACGACUGCCAGGAUCUCGAACAACAGCCAGCAGUCUGGACAUGAUGGAGAAGGUUGA